AUGAUUAGAAUAAACGGGGGACACACCAAGUAUGGUGUAAAGCCGACAUCGCGACAGAGGGAGGAUCGCUGUAACAUUCACUUCGGGCUUGAUGGCGAGGUUCGCGACCCGGCGUCUGAGGCCAAGAAGGCACGAAUAGCCGCCGACAAGCCCCACCGACACCUAUCUACUUCAACACCAUUUUCAGCCCUGCGUCCAGCUCGCACACGCACGAAACUUGCGUCGAGUGCUAUGUUCACCCUUUUGCUCGUGUAUCAUACCACGAGUCCAGCUUGUCCUUCUGAUGACACGUCGCCAUACUGCCCAGGAACCCGCAGACUCUCUGAUCCAAGAAACCUCUCCCACAGCUAUCACAACCUCAUACUUCACUGUCUGGCUUUCAUAGAGCUGUUCAACAGUUCCUUCCACCGAUGCUACGAAAAUUCUUUACUUCAUAUCAAUGGUUUCGCCUUGGACACAGCAUGUUCCUCAAUCAUAGUACUAGAAAUAUACUUCAAUUAUUGUUUACCGCAGACCUAUCUCGCGCAGUUUCCUAUCUUGAGGGGCGGUAUUCAUGCCACAACGCUUUUCCUCUCGUCAGGCCACUCAGCAAAUUCCGUCGCACAAUUUAAGUUUGUUAUCGCUUCGUUUACUCAUCACCACGGAUCUAUUACUACCCUCAUGUUAGAGAGGGUCACAAUCACUAAUACCGAAACCUUCGCCCUACACGGCCAAGGCAAAAUCCCUCGCCUAGCCAUCCACAGGGCCCAUAAUGGAAUGCUCUCAUUACCCACCGAGCGGGGCUCAUCAUUGAAAUCAAGAAUGUCGAAUGAUCCCAGAUUGAACCCCCUUCAUUGGUGCUCCGUGUCUCUGGAGUUGGGGGUAAUAUGUGCUCAGACAUUCGAAUCCGUUGUUGGGUACCUAAAUUGUCUUCGGUUGUUUAGGCAAAUUUCCUAUUUAGGCCGUUCGAACAAGCUACGCACUACCAAUCAAGAACGGCAGGUACCGGCAGUGUGGGAGACUAAGUUCUUGGGCUUCUUGUUCCGUCACAAUGCAGCCAUCUCGCUUCUUGGCUCGAGGCCGUUCAGUAAUCGCCAACCAAGUGCUAGGGCCUUUCAAGCAUCCUGUGCAGUCACUGAACUCACAGGGUGUCUAGUUUUUAAGCAUCUUAGAGUCUACCCCGCAUUCUGCAUGCCCAUAUUUCUGCAUUCAAUUACUAGCUGCUCUCAUUCCUUCUUCCACAACGUAGCACCUCGCGACUACCCCUCCCCACCCAUCAGCGAAGGAGCAACCAUCCUGCACGAUGCCGGGACUGGAUCUCCGGAACGCUUUCCUCCGACUCCACUAAUACCAAACCGACAUCCUGCACCAAUAAGAACUAGAGAACGAUAUCCAAGAUUCAAGCAGGAGUCGGUCAAGCAGGAGGGUCAAGUAGGACCACAAGCUCAGCGAGGCUUCGCAUCCAUUGGGCUGGGAGAUUUUCUUGGGCUCUAG
Messenger RNA from Lindgomyces ingoldianus, 1473 nucleotides. RefSeq lists its product as uncharacterized. NCBI's taxonomy places the organism in Eukaryota, Fungi, Ascomycota, Dothideomycetes, Pleosporales, Lindgomycetaceae. The transcript has 12 exons. The coding region runs from base 1 to 1473 and encodes 490 amino acids. The record is from RefSeq and is a predicted model, not a curated record.